This is a messenger RNA of Symsagittifera roscoffensis, 2525 nucleotides long. Its product is annotated as kanadaptin-like. Lineage: Eukaryota; Metazoa; Xenacoelomorpha; Acoela; Convolutidae. Gene Ontology annotation, molecular function: mRNA binding; protein binding. The record is from RefSeq and is a predicted model, not a curated record. Bases 7 to 2343 code for a protein of 778 amino acids. The transcript has 8 exons.
UUGAAAAUGGAAGAUAAUUGUGUUGAACACCCUCAUUCUGAGUCGGGAACAAAGCUGAAUGGAAGUGAGAAACAAACAGAUUUGGAUGAUAUCCCAAAUACAACAGAAGAUAAUUUCAAAGUGCCAGUUCUUCCAGUUCCAACGAUAACGUCAACAGAAGCUAAUUUGGUGCCUUGUAAAGAUGUCCUUGAAAAUAAACCAGACGCUAAGCAGGCUGAAGAGAAAACCAAGUCUGUGAAUGUAGUUUUUUCACUUUCGGAUUUGAAAUCUCGUGCUCUUAGCAGAAUGAGCCCAGCAGAACUACUCAAAGAGUCGAACGUGUCUUCAGUUACAUACAGGGAACCCUUAUGGAGUGGCCUUUUAGCCGAAGACUACUGGGUCGAAACUAUCAAAAACGGCGUGGUAAUCGAGAAGUUUUGGCUAGACAAACCGAUGGCAUCAAUUGGGAGAUCUAAACAUGUAGAUAUAGUACUGGAACACCCAUCGAUAUCCAGGGUACAUGCCGUGUUCCAGAUGCGACCUACCCUGGGAGAAUCAGGGGACGAGGAGCCUGGAUUGUAUUUGUAUGAUUGCGGAAGUACUCAUGGUACAUUCCUGAACAAGCAAAGAAUUGAAGCCAACUGUUACAGCAGAGUGAAAGUUGGCCAUGUGAUCAAGUUUGGAAACAGUACGAGGCUGUUUAUUGUUCACGGCCCGGACAGUGACACUCCUGCAGCCAGUCCCUACUCUAUCACGGAGAUCAAGCAGAGAAAUGCGGAGAUGAAGAGGAGGCAGCAGGAGUUGAUAGAGGAGAGAAAGAAGCAGAUUGAGAAGGAGAAGGAGAGUGGGAUCAGCUGGGGUUUCAAGGAGGACGCCGAACAGUCUGAUGAAGAUGACGACGAAAAUCCUAAAGCUGUCAAUCCCUUCUCAGUUCCUGAGGAGUUGAACUUGGAAGACCCGAAGAAGACAUUGAAGGGUUGUUUUGAAAGGGAGGGGUUUGAAUUAGAGUACAUCUGCGAGGAGGAACAGUUCGGUACACACAUUUGCAAAAUAGAACUUCCAAUGGUGGAUUCAGAGGAUGGGCGGCCAGUGUUCGCAGAAGUGGUGAACAAGGGUAAGCGAAGAGACGUCCAGGUACAGUGUGCACUGGAGGCAUGUCGCAUUCUAGACGCACAUGGAAUCCUCAGGGCAUCCUCACACGAACGACACGAGGUGAAGAAGCGUAAUUGGGCCGAGAAUGACUUCUACGACAGCGAUGAUGACACGUAUUUGGACAGGACUGGGAGUGUGGAGGCGAAGAGGAAGAGGAGGAUGGAGAGACUGGGGGCAGAGGAGGGCGAGGGGGAGGGACAUAACAAAGUGCACACUGAUGAGUCACUGACUGCAGAUUUGUUGGCAGCUCAAGAAGAGCUUUCGAAGCUGGAACAGCGAAUCAAAAGUAGUCAAUCACAUGUGGCUAAAAUGACGUCGUUGGAUACCCUGGACGAAUACAUGCAAGGAAUGAAAAGCGGCGAGGAAAUUGAUGCGACGACCAGAAGAAAAAUGAAAAUGAGAACGAUUGAGUUGAAAAAAGAAAUAGCUAAGAUUGAAAAGAUGAAAAAAGCGGCGGAGCCAGCCGAUAUUAAAUUAAGGAACAAUACAACUGGUGCAUCCCAGAAGAAUAAAUACUUACGUGCAACUUCAAGAUUUGGGUUUUCAUUGCCCGCUAAAAAGAUGUCAGUUAAUACAAACCCUUUCGGCAAUAGUCAAGAAAAUAACUCUGAAGCCAACCCGUUGUUAGCUGGAGCGAGAAAAAAUGCGAUUAAUGCUGACGAAUCAUGCGUUGUAAAGGAAGGCGAAGAUGGCGUUGAAUACGAAGAGGACGAAGAUGAAUCAUCAACAACAACAACAACAACGAAAUUACAAAAUGCAACAGAAUCCAAUAUCAAAACGACAUCGAAAAGUACCGCAGAGAAACCUGGAAUCACAACACAGCCUGACCAAUCCAAAGUUGCGAUCACCUUAACAUCAAAUGCCGCCAAGUCAAAAGCAACCAGUUCUGCUUUUAAAACACAAGAAAAUUCUAAUGUAGACUCCACAAGUGCCUCAACGACUGCUAAUAUUUUGAAAAACUUGUCAGAAAAACGGGAGAAGUCAGAUCAUUCUAAUGGCAUAUCAGCUGAAUCAAAAAGUCGAACAGAUAAAACGAAUGAACCGAGACAGCAUAAUGUAAAUGAGAUCCGGAGUAAAGAGUUGAUUUCAAAACCAAAGAAGCGUGAAAAAGAAGAAGCUUUGGAGGAAGGAGAUGAUUUUUCUGGAUGGGUUCCGCCUUCAGACCAAAAAGGAGACGGGAAAACGAAUUUAAACGACCUGCUUGGCUAUUGAAGAACUUGUUCGAUCAUAUUCCAGUGUUUGUCGGCUGAGAAUUCGAUACUAGUGAUGAUGGAAUCCUGCAGUUAUCCCCUAGUCGAAAAACUACAGAUAAUGAAAAAUCAACUAUAAAACAAAACUAUGUUUCGCUUCGGCGUACCUGUUUUUCCUUUCUUUUCAGUAUUUAGUUUUAAAGA